UGUGCCCUUCAGCCUGGCACACAGCUCUUCUUAUCAAGCCGACCUUCUAUCACUCUCAGCGGCAGGCCUGUUCUCUGGAGCUCAUUCCCUGGAGGUUCUGCUUUCAGCUAGUUCCAGGAACACAUCUUCUGAGAUGGGACGAGUGACAGGACGGGUGGUGGGUCUCCUGCUGUUUAUGCUUUGCCCGCUGCUGGUUCCAAAUACUGGAGUCGGGUGGGCUCAGUUUGUGAGUGACGAAGAGGGCUCUAGGGAGGCGGCAGCUGGGGAGGAGGAGAGUGUAGAAUCAGAGGAUGAAGGUGGAACAGAGGGAGACGACGAAGAUGAAGCUGAGGCUGAGGAGGAAGCAGGUGAAGAUGAUUCCAACAAGGAUGCAGAUGAGGCAGGCAAGGAAGAAGUUGAAGAUGAGAAGUCUGAGAAGGUACUAAGUGACGAUGAUUCUGACAAGGAAGAAGAUAAUGGCGAGUCUGUGGAGGACGAGGGUGAAGAUGCAGCUGAAGUAGAUGACACAAAGUAUGAGGAUGACGAUGAGGCUGAGGAGGAUGAUGAUGAAGAUGAAGCGAUAGGACAGGACUCUGAUGACCACAUGAGAGAAGAUGGUAAAGAUGAGGCAGACGUUGAGGCGGACGAUGAGUUAGAAGGAGGAAGAAGGGGAAAGGAGGUUGAUGAAGAAGAAAACGUGGGUGAUGUGGAUGGAGAUGUCCACUCAGAGAGAGCUACAGCUACAGGGGAGAUUGCAAAUGAGGAGGAUGAUUCUGAGAUGGACGGAGAUGAGGACGACGAAGAUGAAGAGAUGUAUGUAUUGGAAGAGGAAGAUGGUGAUGAUGGUGACAUGUCAGUUGAUGGAAAUGAGAAUGAAGGAGAGAAGAUCUCCUUGAAGGCGGGGACCGACCCAAGUGGUGAUGCUGCAACAGAGGCUGAAUUUCGAGAGGACACUGAAGCAGCAGGCGAUGCUGGGGAAAGAGAGGCAACCAUAGCUGCGCCACACUUUCAAGUUGGAUCUGUGUGUGGGCUCUGCUCCAUGUGUGAGCACUGUUCCAGCGACUGCGCAAACUGCGAAUGUGAGGAGGGGGUUGAGACCUGUGAACGCUGUCAGAAAUGCUCCUCCUGCUUCCUUUGCUCGAUAUUCUGUGAGACAAUUUGCACCGCAGGCGGCUUUCUCGAUGAGUUGACUGGAUCCAUCUUCCAGUCCGUUUCCUCAUUUCUCUGACCCGACCCGGCAUGCAGGACCUGAACUUUAGUCUGGGAAUGUCUUACGUAUGAGACGUAACAUAUACUGUUUAGUCUAAAGUGUGAAUCACGUUGCAUGGUCACCUCUAAUGUUAUUUAUUUAAGUUACAGAAUGUUCUAGUUAUGUAAUAGCAGAAUGUAAAUUACAAUUUAAUUAAACACUUAUCCCUUCCAUUAGUUGGAAGUCAGUCAUCAUUUGCC
This is a messenger RNA of Synchiropus splendidus (mandarinfish), 1428 nucleotides long. RefSeq lists its product as uncharacterized. The transcript has 6 exons. Lineage: Eukaryota; Metazoa; Chordata; Actinopteri; Syngnathiformes; Callionymidae. Gene Ontology annotation, molecular function: calcium ion binding. Bases 134 to 1207 code for a protein of 357 amino acids. The record is from RefSeq and is a predicted model, not a curated record.